Messenger RNA from Periophthalmus magnuspinnatus, 1442 nucleotides. RefSeq names its product 5-phosphohydroxy-L-lysine phospho-lyase (gene phykpl). NCBI's taxonomy places the organism in Eukaryota, Metazoa, Chordata, Actinopteri, Gobiiformes, Gobiidae. The transcript has 13 exons. Gene Ontology annotation, molecular function: transaminase activity; pyridoxal phosphate binding. The record is from RefSeq and is a predicted model, not a curated record. Gene Ontology annotation, cellular component: mitochondrion. Bases 17 to 1354 code for a protein of 445 amino acids.
AUUUAAGUCUCAAACGAUGGAAUUUACUAAAGAAAAAACUCUCGCAAUGAGAAGUAAAUUAAUCGGUCAGUCCUGCAGACUCUUUUACUCUGAUGAUCCAGUGAAAAUAAUAAGAGCACGAGGACAGUAUCUGUUUGACGAGGCUGGGACUCAGUAUUUGGACUGCAUCAGUAAUGUUCAACAUGUGGGACACUGUCAUCCUCACAUCACAGAGGCUGCAGCUGCACAGAUGGACCUCCUAAACACUAACACAAGAUUCUUACAUGACAAUAUAGUGAUGUACGCAGAGCGACUGGCAGCCACACUCCCUGAAAAACUCUGUGUCUUCUACUUUGUCAACUCUGGAUCAGAGGCCAAUGACCUGGCUCUACGCUUGGCUCAGCAGUACACUCAACAUGAGGAUGUUAUUGUCCUUGAUCAUGCAUAUCACGGACAUCUAAAGUCUCUUAUUGACAUAAGCCCGUAUAAGUUCAGGAAAUUGACAGGACAAAAAGAAUGGGUUCAUGUGGCUCCUCUGCCGGACACUUACAGAGGCCUGUAUGGAGCUGACCUGCCUGAUCCAGGACAGGCUUAUGCUGACGCAGUUAAAGAUCUGAUUGAACAAGUGCAAAGUAAAGGACGAAAGAUCGCUGCCUUCUUUGCCGAGUCACUACCAAGUGUUGGAGGACAGGUCAUCCUGCCAAACGGAUAUUCUGCCAAAGUUGCAGAAUAUGUGCACUCUGCUGGAGGAGUGUUUGUGGCAGAUGAGGUGCAAAGCGGAUUUGGACGUGUAGGAACCCACUUCUGGGCUUUCCAGCUACAGGGGGAGCAUUUCUGUCCAGACAUACUGACCAUGGGCAAACCUAUGGGCAAUGGGCAUCCUCUGGCUUGUGUAGUGACCACUCCUGAGAUCGCCAGUGCCUUCACAGCGAACGGCGUCGAGUACUUCAACACGUUUGGAGGGAAUCCAGUUUCUUGUGCGAUUGGUUUAGCGGUCCUGGAUGUGAUUGAAAAAGAGGAUCUCAGAGGAAAUGCCAUCAAAGUCGGAGCUGUGCUUAAAGAGUUAUUCAGGGGGCUGCACUCAAAACAUGAAAUAGUCGGUGAUGUGCGAGGUGUGGGGCUGUUUGUGGGUCUGGAGAUGGUCACAGACAGAAAACUGAAGACGCCAGCGACAAACACUGCAGCUUAUGUAGUAAAGAGGUUGAAGGAGGAUCAUAUUGUGGUCAGUACAGACGGGCCCUGGGAUAACGUGCUGAAGUUUAAACCUCCCAUGUGCUUCAGUGUGGAGAAUGCAGAACAUGUGGCACAGAGCAUUGACCGCAUCCUCACAGAUAUCAAGACCACGAGCCUUAAACUGGAAAAAGACGACAUCUAAAAAAGUGGCAUUUGUGGAGCCAAAACAACAAGCAGCUGAGGAAAAAACCUACAACUUCAUACCUUUGUAAUAAACAUUUGCAUUAUUA